Molecule: messenger RNA, 4107 nt
Organism: Closterium sp. NIES-67
Lineage: Eukaryota; Viridiplantae; Streptophyta; Zygnematophyceae; Desmidiales; Closteriaceae
Source: the annotation of a GenBank genome assembly
GGAGCCUGAAACCUCCACCUUACAUUGCCAUGACUGAUAAGUCUCACUCCUUGUCCCUUCUCACCUCUGCUUUACUCAAGCAACUAUUGAUCAUUCUGAACUGAAGAAAUCAGUAACACCAACCGGCCUCAGUGCAUGUGGUAUCGUUCGCAGUCUACUGUCUGCUUAUGUUCUGUUCAGUCUAGCAGAAUCUUCUGUGGAGAGCCGAGGGAGUGCUUUCUACUGCUACUCUGAGCCCUGCAGUCACACCAUUCGUUUCUGGCUCCCACUGUCGUUAGCUUUUGUUUUGCCGACCCCACUAUAUCCGCACGUUGACCUCUGACGUCGUCAUUUUCACACUUCAGUUCGUCCGCGUUGUCAUUGUCGCGUUCCAGUAAUAUUCUCAAGUCAGAGGGGAGCUUCAGCGAUGGCUUGUGUCGUGAAUGCCAGGACCAGCCAGGUGGGAAGCGCUGACGCUGACCAGGCUGUAGUCCAGACAGGUUCCAGCAACGCUUUCAGGGAGAGGACCAGCGCCGAUUAUGGUGCUUACCUGGGUGUUCGCGAAACGCCGAUCGCGAAGAAACAUCCCGCGUUGACGAAAAAGGGUGCGAGUAAGGUUGACCUAAAGGCGAAAGCUCGACGAUCGUCGAGCGUCGCCGAAGCAACGCUGGCAACCGAAGCGGAUACGGCCUCUCAAGAGGACGGCAGCAAGGGUACCGGAGGCGGAUCGAUGAGCUCUUGCUUGGUUGACGAUCGCCCGGAGGGAGCCGCUGAAACAAACGAAGCUUCCGCGAGGGACAUCGCAGUUGAUCACUCGUUUCAAGACAGGACGGCUGGAAUCGGAAAUGCGUGUGAAGUCAGCCCAGAAAUGUUGGACGGAUGCGAUAUCUCCACGUGGCCUGAUUUCACCGUCGAUCCGCUAGGAGCUGGCGAAAUCGACGAUCUCGAUGGUCCUGGUAACCUGGGUAACCUGAUGUUACCCGAUCCGGAGGAUACGCUUCUGGACAAGCCGUCUGGCGAAGCUACUGGAGUGAAACGUGAACCUGAUGCUACCGAGGAUACUCGACCGUCGGAGACGUUUCAUUCAGAAUCGCACCUGAACGAUCAAAGCGACAUGACUUCAAAGGACACCAGCAAGAAUCAGGCUCAGAAGAAAAAGCCCAAGGUGGACUGGACGCCAGAGCUUCACAGAAGAUUCGUCCAAGCGGUGGAGCAGCUAGGCGUGGACAAGGCGAUCCCGUCGCGCAUUCUCGAGCUCAUGGGCGUCAAGUCCCUCACGCGCCACAACAUCGCCAGCCAUCUCCAGAAGUACCGCUCGCACCGCCGCCACCUCGCCGCGCGGGACGCGGAAGCCGCCAACUGGCACACCACCCGCGCACCCGCCGACUCCGCCGCUUCUGGCGGCGCCUGGCCCACCGCUGCUGCUGCUGCUGCUGCUCCUGCGGGGACGCCUGGGGGGAAGCCGGGGCCUAUGUGGGGUUCCGGAGUUCCCCCUGCAGGUGCGGCUGCUUCAACUGGCGGUAGUCCAGCGGCUGGAGUUCCCAAUGGGCUUCCGGGUGGCGUUUCGCAAGGUGUUCCGACGGGUCAUCCUCCCCACAUGAUGCCGCCUCGGCAAAUGGCCGGCAUGAUGCCAUGCCCGCCUAUGCCGUUCCAUCAUCAGCCAUAUGGCAACAUGCCGAUGAUGCAUCCGCAUCAAGCGUCCCCUGGGAUGAGCCCGAUGAUGCCUCCCCACCCGCCGCCGGCUAUGGGCAUGCCGGUGUGGGGCCAUCCUACGUCAGGGGGAGCGUCGUCGGGGGGGUAUGCGCGGCCGCACAUGUGGGGACAUCCGCAGCAGCAGCAGCAGUGUCAACCGCAACAGCCGCAACAGCAGCAGAUGCAGCCGCGGGUGGCGGCAUACCCCCCUCCCUCGUGGCUUGCCGUUGACGGUGCCUCUCCCUGGCACCACUAUCCCGCGUUCUCGGCCGGCCCUCCUCCGAUGGACGCGUGGCCCCAUCCCGGCAUGCCAGCGCGCGGCAUGCCCUGCUUUCCCCCUCGCCAGCACCAGCAUCCGCUCAGCUUCCCCAUGCCGCCCAACAGCGCGCCCAACGGCAUGGUCUGCGGGGCGCCUGUCUGUCCGCCUAGCAGCAUACAGCACAACGGCACUCCUGCGUCCGGAAACCAUCCGAACGGGGCCGCUGCCAUGCCGUCCCCCUUCCACGGCAUGCCCAUGAUGCCCGGCCUUCCGCACGCCCCCGGAUUCGGGCCUUCCCUCCCGCUCGGUUGGGGCAUGGGGGGUAAGCUUCCGGGAGCAGCGGACGGUGCGGGAGCGGGGAGCGGCGGCGGGGGGGGCUGGUGAGGGUGGUGCGGGGCAUGUGGCGGAUGAGGCGAUGCCGAACCCCAUGUUCCCGCUCUCGGAUGACCUCUCGGUGGACCUUGCGGCGAUUUCGGCUAGCAUUGGCGACGACCUGCACGAGGCCAACGACAUUCUCGAUGCGGCCAUCAGUGAGGCGCUCACCAACCCCGCCACUCCCCUGCCUCUGGGCCUCAAGCCCCCAUCGCUGGACGGCGUUCUGGACGAGCUCAACCGCCAAGGCAUCAGAAUGCCCGCCUCCAAUGCAUCUCCCGCUGCUGCUGAUGCUGCUGCUGAUGCUGCUGCUGAUGCGUGUGCUGAUGCCGCUGCUGCUGCCGGCACUGGUGACGCGGACGGCACUGCAACUGAUUUCGCGAUGCUAUCUGAGGCUGACAUCCUUGCUGCUGCCGCUGGUGACGAUGGCGAUGGUGAUGUGGCUGACGAUGGCGAGGGUGUGCUUUCGCUGGCGGACUAUCCUGCCGCGCUCUUCUGCACCCCUGAAGCCAUGGCCGCGGCUGCCUCGUUUCUCAAGGAGGAAGCUGUUUAGCGAGCGUAGCGCCAGGAAAAUGCGUAUUCAGGGGAGCGCGGCUGGUAGGUGCUGGUAGGUAUUCGGAGUCACCGCAAUAGCAGCGACGCAGCGUUUGGAGUGUGUGCUAGUCGCAGGCAGAUUCCGUGUGGCCGGGUCAAAGGUUGACCUUGGCGGGUUCGAAUCCAUAGCAAGCAGCGGUCAGAGGGUUGAAACGACGAGCAGAGCAGUUUCGAGCCAUGCGGAUGAUCGACUCGACUUCGUAUCAAUCCUCUCGCCUGACGCUGUGGCUAUGAGUGGCAGCACCUGAAGACAGCAGCUGAGGUGGGUUGUGAGCCUGCUGGAGUUGGUAGCAGCAGCAGCUGGGGUCUGUCAUAGCUGCAGCUGGGGUCUGUUGUAGCAGCAGCUGGGGUCUGUUGCAGCAGCAGCUGGGGUCUGUUGCAGCAGCAGCUGGGGUCAGUUGUAGCUCCAGCUGGGGUCAGUUGUAGCUGCAGCUGGAGCAGCUGGGGUCAGUUGUAGCAACAGCUGGGGUCAGUUGUAGCAGCAGCUGGGGUCAGUUGUAGCAGCAGCUGGGGUCAGUAGUAGCUGCAGCUGGGGUCAGUUGUAGCUGCAGCUGGGGUCACUUGUAGCUGCAGCUGGGGUCAGUAGUAGCUGCAGCUGGGGUCAGUUGUAGCAGCAGUGGGUUCAGUUGUAGCAGCAGUCGCAGCUGUGGCUGAGCCCUGCAAACAAAUCUCUCUAAUAAAUAGCCAAUCUCGCUUAUCAGGGUUCUUUUCUUGGCUUGCUUGUCAAAGCUCCUUGCGGUGGUAGGGUAAAUGUGCGUGCUAGGAGUACAACUGACAGUGUGCAACUGACACCUCACUUCACCAGCAGGGGGCAAGGCCUGCUGGGGAGGAGGAUUCCAGCAGGGUCACCUUUUUGCAGGGGAGGUGGUGAACAGGGAGCGCGGGCCAUGGAGUUAGGCGACUUUGGAGCAGGGCAUGUACUGACGGCCUGAAGCAGGCUUGUAGUACGAUCAUGAGACGAGGCUGCUGCUGCUGCUGGUGGUCGGUUCCCUCUGUUGUGGCAUCCAUCUCUCUUGCCCGGUUUCUUUCUCCCUCUUCUGCUCACUCGUUUCCUGGUUGUCCUAUGCUCCACAGCUCUCUCUAGUACCGUAGCUGCUUUGUCCAAAGGUGGGGUUCUAUCAGACUCCUCCCUUGCCCUUUUUUUGUCCAUGUACACAAGUUCCCAAAAAAACUAAAUAUUGCGCUUUUAUCUUAUGAGGAGCAAUACAUUA